UUUCGUGCGGUGGGGCUCGGUCGCGCGGCAGCGGCAGCCGAGGCCUUUUGGUUCUGCAGCACGUGACGGUCGGGCCGCCUCCGCCGCUGUCUUCACUGCAGCGCGGGGCCAGGUGUGCGGGUGGGAGAAGGCGCAGGCACUGCCGGUGGUCCCCGGGAGGCUCGAGAUCAUGGAAGGGAAGUGGUUAUUAUGUAUGUUUCUGGUCCUUGGAGCUACUGUUGUUCAGGCUCAUGAUGGGCAUGAAGAUGAUAUGAUUGAUAUUGAGGAUGACCUUGAUGAUGUCAUUGAAGAGGUAGAAGACUCAAAAUCAGAUACCAGUAUGCCUCCAUCUCCAAAGGUCACCUACAAAGCUCCAGUUCCAACAGGAGAAGUUUAUUUUGCUGAUUCCUUUGACAGAGGCUCUCUGUCAGGGUGGAUUUUAUCCAAAGCCAAGAAAGAUGACACUGAUGAUGAAAUUGCCAAAUAUGAUGGAAAGUGGGAGGUAGAUGAAAUGAAGGAAACAAAGCUUCCAGGUGAUAAAGGACUUGUAUUGAUGUCUCGAGCCAAGCACCAUGCCAUCUCUGCUAAAUUGAACAAACCCUUCCUAUUUGAUACCAAGCCUCUCAUUGUUCAGUAUGAGGUUAAUUUCCAAAAUGGAAUAGAAUGUGGAGGUGCUUAUGUGAAACUGCUUUCCAAAACACCAGAACUCAACUUGGAUCAGUUCCACGACAAGACCCCCUAUACAAUUAUGUUUGGUCCAGAUAAAUGUGGAGAGGAUUAUAAAUUACACUUCAUCUUUCGACACAAAAACCCUAAGACGGGUGUAUAUGAAGAAAAGCACGCUAAGAGACCAGAUGCAGAUCUGAAGACCUAUUUUACUGAUAAGAAAACACAUCUUUAUACAUUAAUCUUGAAUCCAGAUAAUAGUUUUGAAAUACUAGUUGACCAGUCUGUUGUGAAUAGUGGAAAUCUGCUGAAUGACAUGACUCCGUCUGUAAACCCUUCACGAGAAAUUGAGGACCCAGAAGACCGGAAACCUGAGGACUGGGAUGAAAGACCCAAAAUCCCAGAUCCUGAUGCUGUGAAGCCAGAUGACUGGGAUGAAGAUGCCCCUGCUAAAAUACCAGAUGAAGAGGCCACAAAACCUGAAGGAUGGUUAGAUGAUGAGCCUGAAUAUAUACCUGAUCCAGAUGCAGAGAAACCAGAGGAUUGGGAUGAGGACAUGGAUGGAGAAUGGGAGGCUCCUCAGAUUGCCAACCCUAAAUGUGAGUCGGCCUCUGGGUGUGGUGUCUGGCAGCGACCAAUGAUUGACAACCCCAAUUAUAAGGGCAAAUGGAAGCCUCCCAUGAUUGAUAAUCCUAACUACCAGGGAAUCUGGAAACCUCGGAAAAUACCAAAUCCUGAUUUCUUUGAAGAUCUGGAGCCUUUCAAAAUGACUCCUUUUAGUGCUAUUGGUUUGGAGCUGUGGUCCAUGACUUCUGACAUUUUUUUUGACAACUUCAUCAUUAGUGGGGAUCGAAGAGUAGUUGAUGAUUGGGCCAAUGAUGGAUGGGGCCUAAAGAAAGCAGCCGACGGAGCUGCUGAGCCAGGUGUAGUGGGGCAGAUGCUUGAGGCAGCUGAGGAGCGCCCAUGGCUCUGGGUGGUCUACAUUUUGACUGUAGCUCUUCCUGUGUUCCUUGUCAUCCUCUUCUGCUGUUCUGGAAAGAAACAGUCCAGUGCUAUGGAGUACAAGAAGACUGAUGCUCCUCAACCAGAUGUGAAAGAAGAAGAGAAGGAGGAGGAGAAGGAAAAGGGAGAUGAAGAGGAGGAAGGUGAAGAGAAACUUGAAGAAAAACAAAAAAGUGAUGCUGAAGAAGAUGGGGGCACUGUCAGUCAAGAGGAGGAAGAUAGAAAACCUAAAGCAGAGGAGGAUGAAAUUUUGAACAGAUCGCCAAGAAACAGAAAGCCACGAAGAGAGUGAACCAAUCUUAAGAACUUGAUAUGUGAUUUUUCUCUCCCUCCCCUUCCCUUGCAAGUGUGGUCCUAGGAGAGGACCUGGCAUACCUUAGGUUGAAACUCAGAAAACCUCAAGACAUCACCAUCAACAGGUUCCAGCCGAACACUAGUUCAUGUAAUUUUAAACAUCUAGCAGUAAAUACUUGCAAGCAGUUGUGACAUAAAGGACCCUGUUUCUGUAGAAAAGAAAACAUUUAACAUAAUGGUUGUGAAAUGUAACAUGAAGCAACUAACUUGUAUUUUUUUUGUUUUGUUUUGUUUUAAAACAGCUUUUUAAAAAUAGAAUGAUAGAACUUUGUCAGUCUAAAAUGUUGGCUUAAUUUAAUAUAUUAAUUUGUCCAUUUAGAAAUAACACCAACAUUUAGAAAUGCUAUGGGGAUGGAUUGCAUUUUUUUGUAACAAAAAAAAAUUUUUUUUAAAGUUUGGUAUUAUAAAACAUUCAAGUGUCUCUGUCCCUUAAAAUUGAUAAUCAUGUUUAAAGUGCAGUCAUUUGUGGUUAUAAUUUUGUUUUGCUUGCUUCCAUUACUUAAUUCCUCCUAAGGAAAUUGAAGAGAGGGAUUGGAUGGAAGCCCAAAUUUAUAUAAAGAUUCCAUUUAAGUUGUAUUAAAAAUAGUCAUACAAAAAGAAAAAAAAAAAAAAAGCCUUUCACUUGAUGUUGGGUAGAC
Molecule: messenger RNA, 2639 nt
Organism: Urocitellus parryii (Arctic ground squirrel)
Lineage: Eukaryota; Metazoa; Chordata; Mammalia; Rodentia; Sciuridae
Gene: Canx
Product: calnexin
Biological process (GO): ERAD pathway; protein folding
Cellular component (GO): endoplasmic reticulum; endoplasmic reticulum membrane
Molecular function (GO): calcium ion binding
Source: RefSeq, a predicted model, not a curated record